This is a messenger RNA of Stereum hirsutum FP-91666 SS1, 693 nucleotides long. Its product is annotated as transcription initiation protein spt4. Lineage: Eukaryota; Fungi; Basidiomycota; Agaricomycetes; Russulales; Stereaceae. Gene Ontology annotation, molecular function: RNA polymerase II complex binding; zinc ion binding. The record is from RefSeq and is a predicted model, not a curated record. The transcript has 3 exons. Gene Ontology annotation, biological process: regulation of transcription elongation by RNA polymerase II; positive regulation of DNA-templated transcription, elongation; mRNA processing. Gene Ontology annotation, cellular component: nucleus; DSIF complex. Bases 88 to 456 code for a protein of 122 amino acids.
CAUCCCCACUUCUUCAACAACUCUCACCCUCUCACUCUUACAAACACGCCUUGAAAACCAGACCCCCAACCUCUUCCUCCAGCCAAAAUGUCCGCCUCAGGAACCGCCGCCAUCCCGACUCAAGCGCGUCACAAACAACUCCGCGCAUGCCUCUUAUGCUCCGUCAUCCAAACACCGUCCGAUUUCCGACGUGUAGGAUGCCCGAAUUGUGAGGAGAUCAUGCAGAUGAAAGGCUCGCCUGACCGUAUCCAAGUAUGCACCACGACCUAUUUCGACGGCAUCAUCUCCGUGAUCGACCCCGAGACGAGCUGGGUGGCGAGGUGGCAGCGGACAUCGAAAUACGUCCGAGGGAUGUACGCAGUCCGCGUGAAAGGUCGCGUCCCAGAGGACGUCGAAGCAGAGCUCGAAAGCCGAGGGAUAAAGUACCGGCCUAGAGACCAGACAGACCAGGACUGAUGUUCACCUACACCGCAUUCUUCCUCCUUCGCCGCCACAUCCCCGUUCUUGCACUCCCUUUCGUCUAUUGUCGCACCCAUCCUCCAUCACACCACACCCAUCCUCCAUCACACCACACCAAAAAUCACCCCACUUUACCCUCCCGCUUCUCUAUGCUUUCCGAGACGCAAUCAAAGUCGCGCUCCGGCUUUCGGCUUCAGCUUCAGCUUCAUGUGCCAUGUAAUCUAUAUCAAACGC